This is a messenger RNA of Macroventuria anomochaeta, 1140 nucleotides long. RefSeq lists its product as uncharacterized. NCBI's taxonomy places the organism in Eukaryota, Fungi, Ascomycota, Dothideomycetes, Pleosporales, Didymellaceae. Bases 1 to 1140 code for a protein of 379 amino acids. The transcript has 3 exons. The record is from RefSeq and is a predicted model, not a curated record.
AUGGCUGCAUUGCCGUCACCACAGUCACGUUCGUCGCGACCUUCAAUGCCAGUCGCGCCCAUGCAGUCACUGAGCCAAGCGGACGCCACAAUCAAGGAACUAAGGUCGCACAUGGGCGACGACGUCGGACUGUUGUCGUACUUGCCUGAUGAGAAAGUUCGAACAGCGCCCUUCGACAACAAAGCUGAAACUGGAGGCCACCCUCUAUCAACACGUAUCCUGUUCGGCAAAAUUAAGCAAGAGCAAUCGAACCAUAAGGGAGUUUGGGCUUUACUUCACAAAAAACCCGGCAGUAGCAGACCUCUAGAGUGCCGAUUGAAGAUCUUUUCCCAGCUAGGAGAGCUCGAAGAACCGAUUACGCUGGAAGAGGCGAUAGAGCAAGCAUCACCAACUGCGGCGUUUGCUUGCCUCGAGGCGCAGCACGGCCGAUUUGAUCGAGCGCACCUCAGCGCAGUACUGAGGUACUACUUCAUCCUGCAGAAGCUUCAGCUGACGUCCCCGUGGCCUGUUAGCGACAUCUUCAUCUCUGAGCUGAAGUCGGCCUGCAAGGUUGCGAAGGCGAACGCGGAGAAAAAUGUGCUGCAAUCCACGGGCACGGAGGCUGUCACGGUUGUCAGAACUCAGAUUCCAAACAGCAUAGCGCCGUUAAAGUCGCCAAAGUCAACUUUACCACAAGCCAAGCCAGGUGAGAUGUAUACGGGCAGCCACAAGGCAAUCAAAGGCUUCCACCCAGCCAGCGCGUUACCCAGGAACGAUAAACAACAGAUCAAUGCUGUCGCCAAAAGCAAAUCUGUCAGAGUAACGGCUCAGGCUAACCUCCAGCACCAGGGCGUUGAAGACACGAAGCCAAUACUUGCGGAGCUGCUCUUCGGGAAAGCUGCAGAGAAUCUGAACGAGAACGAAGCCAGGGAAAAGAGGUUGACAAAGAAUACGGAGAGGCAAACUGCUCUUAGAAUAGAACUGGAGGAACUUGAAGAGGAGACCGAGAUGCUCAAGACCACCCUGCGCCAGUCAAAGGCUGAGCGCAAGCGUCUGCGUACAUCAUUGUCUGCCAGAGACCUUGCAUUCUUGCAGCUGGGGCAAGAUCUUGCGCAUGGAGGAGCGAAGCGAAUGCGUUUCGACGAUUCGAGCGAGGAAUAG